UUCAUUUAGGUGGAAAUUUUGGAAUAGACUGAUCGAGUUUUAAAAGGCUUAACUGUUGUGUAGCGAUAUGGCAGCCGCUAAUGUUAAUUUAACAGCUCUUUACUCGGAUUUAGUUCGAGCUGGUGACAGUGGUGAGUUUGAUAAAGCAUUGAAAAUUGUGAACAAAAUACUGCAGGAAGAUAAAGAGGAUAAAAAAGCUUAUCAUUGCAAAGCUGUCUGCCUCAUUCACCUGAACAAGUUUGAAGAUGCUUUAAAGACUUUGGAAAAACACGUAAGUGAUUCACAAUUUGAACGAGCAUAUUGUUUAUAUAGAUUGAACAGAAUAUCGGAAGCUUACGAAGCAUUGAAAUCUGUUAAUAAUCCUAGUUGGAGAGAAAAAGAAUUACUUGCUCAAGUUUUGUAUCGAUUAGAAAAGUACGAAGAAUGUUUCGAAAUGUAUAAGGAAUUAAUAAAGAAUUCCGAAGAUGAUUUUGAAGAAGAAAGGGAAACUAAUUUAUCAGCUGUUGUGUGUUAUUUAUAUGCUGAUAAAGAAAAGGAUUUUAAGAAGGCUCCACAGUUACGAGAACAUACUUAUGAACUUUGUUAUAACAGUGCCUGCAUACUUAUCAGCCAAGGAGAAUAUAGUUUAGCUAUUGAGAAACUUAAGGCCGCCGAGGAGCUGUGUAAGAAAACCCUGGAAGAAAAUGAUGCUACGGAAGAAGAAAUUGAAGCUGAACUUGGAGUGAUUAGAGUGCAACAUGGAUAUGUCUUACAAUUGCUUAAUAAAAAUGAUAAAGCUUUAAAAAUAUACAAUCAAGUUUUAAAGAACAAGCCUUCAGAUGCAGCCGUAGCUGCUGUUGCUUCAAACAAUAUUGUAACCAUAAAUAAGGAUCAAAAUGUAUUUGAUUCAAAGAAGAAGAUUAAAACUGCCACUGCCGAUAAUUUGGAAUCAAAAUUGACGUCUAAGCAACGCCAAAUGAUAGCAAUGAACAAUAUUUUACUUCUCCUUCAUACAAAUCAGAUUGAUCAAUGCCGCCGUAGUAUUCAAGCAUUCUCUAAAAAUUUCCCAUCCAUUGCUGCUGAUGCAGCGCUUUUGUUAGCAGCUUUACACUGCAAGGAAAAGAAAGUCCAGAAAGCUGUUGAUGUAUUAAAGGAAUUUGCUGCAUCACAUCCAGAACAGUCUAUUAUACUUUCAUUUACCCUUGCACAAUUGUUGCUGGCUCAAGGUCAUGUUAGUCAAGCUUGUGAUACAUUGCGAUCUAUGGGUGAUGUAUCAUACACACCUGGAAUUAUCUCAGCUUUAGUUACACUUUAUUUAAACUUAGAGGACAAAGAUUCUGCCAUAUCCAUAUUAAAGUCUUCUAUCAGUUGGUAUAGGAAAAACAAUCCAAAAAAUUCUGCUCUAAGUAUCCUGAUUCGAGAGGCUGCUAAAUUAGAAUUGAAAAAUGGACAUCCUCAAGAAGCUGCUAAGUUGCUGGAAGAAUUAAGAAAAGAUAAUCCUGGUGAUUUAAAAACUUUGGCCCAUCUAAUUUCUGCUUAUUCACAGUUUGAUCCUGAGAAAGCUAAAGAAGUAAGUAAACAGCUGCCUCCAGUUUCCGAGAUGACUCUCAAAGUCGAUGUUGACAAUCUUGAAUCUACCAGUUGGACUAUGGGAGCAAAGUAUAUUAAGAAAGGUGGGAAGUCUGAGCCUCCAUCUGGUAAACAAGAUAGUGGCGAUGGUCUUAUACAGAAGAAAAAGAAACGCCAUAAGAAAGGAAAAUUACCUAAGAAUUAUGAUCCAUCUGUUGAUCCUGAUCCUGAGCGAUGGUUACCACGACGAGAGCGUUCUACAUAUAAAAAGAAGAAAGAUAAAAGAGGUGCUGCUAUAGGUAAAGGUACACAAGGUGCAAUGGCUGGUUCUGAAGAAGUAACAAAAUCUUCAGCAUCCAAUGUACCGUCACCUGGAGUGUCAGUUACACCUACCUCUCCCAAUGUCCAAGGACCUCGUCAAAUGAAAGGAGGCCAAAAGAAAAAGAAAAAAACACGCUGGUGAACUCUUAAACAUUAAAAAUUCUUUGUAAUGCUACAGUGAUACAAAACAAAGAGAAUAAAUAAAUCAUUAUUCUGUUACGGAAUUUGUGUCAAAGAUUAAAA
Molecule: messenger RNA, 2112 nt
Organism: Stegodyphus dumicola
Lineage: Eukaryota; Metazoa; Arthropoda; Arachnida; Araneae; Eresidae
Gene: Srp72
Product: signal recognition particle 72
Biological process (GO): SRP-dependent cotranslational protein targeting to membrane
Cellular component (GO): signal recognition particle, endoplasmic reticulum targeting
Molecular function (GO): ribosome binding; 7S RNA binding; protein binding
Source: RefSeq, a predicted model, not a curated record